Molecule: messenger RNA, 1845 nt
Organism: Tetrahymena thermophila SB210
Lineage: Eukaryota; Ciliophora; Oligohymenophorea; Hymenostomatida; Tetrahymenidae
Product: IQ calmodulin-binding motif protein
Exons: 6
Source: RefSeq, a predicted model, not a curated record
AUAAUUAGCAUCCUACAAUAAAUAAAUAUGAUAAUUCAAAGGAUAUCUUCUUAGUCUUCCAUACAUUCUUAAUACUCUGAAAAUGUUAGUGCCUUCAGUUAUAGUUCUAACAACUCUUUACAGAAUACAAUAAACCAAAAGCUGAUGGACACAAAGCACAAUAUUGAUUAAUUAUAAAAGAAGUACUUGGCUGAUUCAAACAAACAAUCGCUUUUUAAAUAGAAAGAGGACUAAGUUAAAAUGAUGAAAUAUCAAGAUAGAUGUGCAAAAAUAAUUUAGAGAUACUUUAGGAAGUACAAAAGCUAGAAGAGCAUUCACAAAUUAGAAACUUAGAGCGUUGAUGAUUAAAAGUAUUUAUAAAGAAUCAGUUAUUAAAAUAAUAUAUCUGACUCAAAGCUCUAAGAUGAUAUAAAAUCUCUGAAAAUGGAGCUCUUUAAAAAUCUAAACUAGCUUAAAGGGUUAAAAUAAAAUGAUAGGACUAACGCAUAAGUUGUCUCACAUUCUGCUCAGCCAUAAUAUUAAUCUGAGCAUUAACGAAAAGCUCAAAUAAUUUAGUAGUUUUGGAGGAAAAAAAAGCAAAGUCUAUAAAACAAGAAGCAAUUCAAAGAAAUAAACAUGAAAAAAAUGGAGGAUCUCAAGAUAAAAUACAAUUAGAUUUUAGAAGAAAGUCUCCUCUAAUAAAAGCUUUAGUUUAAGCAAGUUCUUAAUUCAUACUUGUUGUUCAUAGAAAAGCUUAUGCAAGACAAAAAGCAGAUAGGCGAGGAAUGCAAAAAAUAUCAUGAGCUCCAAUAGAAACUUGUCAGCGAGAAUUCAAAAUUAGAAAAGACAAAAGAAGAAUUAAAUAAGAAAAUAGGAGAUCUAUAUGUGGAGUAGAGUUUAACGGAAAAAGAAAAUAAGCAAUUAAAAAACAAAAUUGAAGAGCUAGAAACCUAGCUAAGGAAUUUAAAUGAGAAAAAUACUUCAAAGUAAGAGCAAAAUAUGAAGGAAUUAAUGGUAGUAAAAAAGUAAUUGGAAGAAGAAAAAUGCAGUUUAUUGAAGGAAAAAGAUUAAAUAAUGAAAGAACAACAGUAACUUCAAAAGUUAAUUUCAACAUAUUAAGGGUUGAGAAGAAGAGAUAAAUCGAGAGAAAACAGCGUAGAUAAAUAAAGUUCAGAUUCUUUGGAAGUUCAAAUAUAAUAUUUAAAGAGUAAAGUAUAAACUGCUGAGUUAGAAAAGUUAUAAACAGAAGUUAAAAUGCAACAAAUUUUAUAAUAAAAUGAAAGAUUUAUUGAAGAAAAGUAAAUUUUGUUGUAAGAGCAGCAUAAUUUCUUACAAAAAGAGCACAAAAUAUUGGAAGUAAUUAAUAUCAAUAAAUAAAUGAGACAAAGAUAUAAACAGCUGAAAGAAGAGAAUGAACAUCUCAAAAGCAUUAUAGAUCAAAACUAAUUCUUAAAUAAGAAUUCUUACAAUAACAACUUCUCUAACAUAAGUUAUAGAAAGUAGAGUAAUUAAGAUGAAAAUAUGUAUUCGAUAAUUGAUAAUGAUUUGAUUGAAAAGUACAGUAAAUAUAGCAGAAAUUCAUCUCCACAACAAUCAUAUAAUUAUAACACUAAUACUAUAUUAAGUGAUGUUAAAAAUAAUUUGGCUUAAGUUAUCAAAGAGGAAAGAAUAAAAACUUUGGAAGCAAUGAAAAUUCUGAAAAAUAAUAUGUCAGGUUAAGUGAGCAGAGAAAAUAGCCCUCUUAAAAGAAAGUGAAUGAUAAAAUAUGCAAAAAAAAAUUCAAAUUGAAGAUUAAUUAAUUAAUAGAGUUAUUUAUAUUUAUCCAAUAUUUUAAUUAUUUAAACUUAUUUAUUAUUUUAUUUUGGU